Molecule: messenger RNA, 2076 nt
Organism: Micropterus salmoides (largemouth bass)
Lineage: Eukaryota; Metazoa; Chordata; Actinopteri; Centrarchiformes; Centrarchidae
Product: zinc finger protein 271-like
Exons: 4
Coding region: 200-1870 (556 amino acids)
Biological process (GO): regulation of transcription by RNA polymerase II
Molecular function (GO): RNA polymerase II cis-regulatory region sequence-specific DNA binding; DNA-binding transcription factor activity
Source: RefSeq, a predicted model, not a curated record
CCUGAAAUCAAGGAGCCAUGUUUCUAAACGGCCUUAGCGACAGUAACUAAGGGGCGGGGCGAGACGCCGUGACGUCGCGGGAACUCUCCGCGGGAUCCCGCAACGCUCCUGUAUCUCAGCCUGAAGAGCUCCGAGACCAGAAUCCAGACUCAGUCCAGGACAACACGGUCCACCAGUCACAGCGGAGACCUGCAGGACGAUGGAGAACCAGAACCCGGACCACAGGAGCCAAACAGCAGCCUCGUGCUCUGAUAGCACCGAUGUUCAGAAACGGAGAGGAAGAGAGGGACUCAAACGUCACCACUGUCACCAUUGUGACAAAUCCUUCACAAGAUCUGGAUAUUUAAAGAUUCAUCAGAGGCUUCACACUGGAGAGAAACCGUACAGAUGUGACCUGUGUGGAAAAACUUUCACUGCAUCAGGUGACCUAAAAAUACACCAACGUUUUCACACUGGAGAAAAACCAUACAGCUGUGAACAGUGUGGGAAAGCUUACACUACAGUAAGUGAACUAAAAAAGCACACACGUGUUCACACUGGAGAGAAACCGUACAGCUGUGACCAAUGUGGGAAAGCUUUCACUAGAUCAGAUGUUCUAAAAGUCCACCGACGUGUUCACACUGGAGAGAAACCGUACAGCUGUGACCAGUGUGGGAAAGCUUUCAUUACAUUAGGUCACCUAGUAGGACACAGACGUGUUCACACUGGACAGAAACCGUACAGCUGUUACCAAUGUACAAAAGCUUUCAGGACAUCAGGUGACCUAAAAAUACACCAACGUGUUCACACUGGAGAGAAACCGUAUGGCUGUGACCAAUGUGGGAAAGCUUUCACUAGAUCAGAUGUUCUAAAAGUUCACCAACGUGUUCACACUGGAGAGAAACAGUACAGCUGUGACCAAUGUGGGAAAGCUUUCAUUACAUCAAGUGAACUAAAAGUCCACCAACGUGUUCACACUGGAGAGAAACCGUACUGGUGUGACCAAUGUGGGAAAGCUUUCUCUAGAUCAGAAAUUCUAAAAGUCCACCAACGUGUUCACACUGGAGAGAAACCGUACAGCUGUGACCACUGUGGGAAAGCUUUCAUUACAUCAAGUCACUUAGUAGGACACAGACGUCUUCACACUGGAGAGAAACCAUACAGGUGUGACCAAUGUGGUAAAGCUUUCACUCUGUCAAGAGGCCUAAAUGAGCACAGUCAUGUUCACAAUGGAGAAAAACCGUACAGCUGUGACAAGUGUGGGAAAGCUUUUACUACAUCAGGUUACCUACUAAGACACAGACGUGUUCACACUGGACACAAACCGUACUGGUGUGACCAAUGUGGAAAAGCUUUUUCCCGCCCUGAACACAUCCACAUUCAUCAGAGGCUUCACACUGGAAAGAAACGGUACAGCUGUGACCUGUGUGGGAAAGCUUUCACUAGAUCACAUGAACUAAAAAUACACACACGUGUUCACACUGGAGAGAAACCGUACAGCUGUGACCAGUGUGGGAAAGCUUUCACUAGAUCAGGCGACCUAAAAACACACCAACGGGUUCACACUGGAGAGAAACCGUACAGCUGUGACCAAUGUGGGAAAGCUUUCACUAGAUCAGAUAUUCUUAAAGUCCACCAACGUGUUCACACUGGAGAGAAACCGUACAGCUGUGACCAGUGUGGUAAAGCUUUCCCUACAUCAGGUGACCUAAAAACACACCAACGUGUUCACACUGGAGAGAAACCGUACUGGUGUGACCAGUGUGGGAAAGCUUUCACUACAUUAGGUCACCUAAUAGGACACAGACGUGUUCACACUGGACAGAAACUGUACUGGUGUGACCAAUGUGGGAAAGCUUUUGCUCAUCGCAGUCACUUUAAAAUCCACUGACAGUCAAGCUGCUUCCUGAGUUCCGAGUCAAGCAAGCUGCUUCCUGUGAAUCUGGUGUGAAUCACCAGAAACCACACAAUACGAUAUUAUCACGAUAUUAAGUCACAAUAUAUUAUGAUUUUAACCUUUUCAUAUUCAGAUAUCCUACAGUAUAUUGGCAUUUAUUACCUUUUUCCAAACUUCAAAUUAUAAUAAUAAUAAUAAUA